AUGAACAUGGUAAAGAGCCCGGGGCAGCUGCAGCAGCGGCUGGCGGGGAUGGUGGCUGUCCGGGAGAAGUCUCCAGCCUGGUCUGCCCUGGGAGAGGAGGGGCCGGCGACUGUGAAAAAGAAGAAGCACGGGCAGGAUGAGGACUGUAGGGCAAAGCUGAUCCUCAUCAAUGGGGACGAUGCACCCAGCGUUGUACUGGAGGCCAAUGGGAAGCCCAGCACUCGAGAUUCCAGGGGCCUGGGGCUGCUGUCCCUGAAGAAGGAGGACAGCAAUGGAGACCUGUCCAAGGAGGACCUGGCCUGGCCGCUCGAUCUGGCACAGAGGGCAGGGCGGACCCGGCACAGGAUGCGGAUCAAGGAACCACCACGCAGUGUGGAGACUCUCAGGGACCUGCCAACUCCCGUGCGGAGCUCCAGGCGUCGCUCCGCCGUGUCCACGCCCGUGACCAUCGACCUGACGGAGGAGGACUCGCAGGACUCGUCCCGCAGCAGCAGCACACUGUCCGGCAGCAGCUCCCAGGAGGGGCAGAACGGCUCUGCUGAGCUGGGGGCCGAGGAGGCAGAGAGCAGAGACAUGGGCACAGUGCUGGAGUACCAGGAUGGGAAGGAAUUUGGCAUUGGGGAGCUCGUCUGGGGAAAGAUCAAAGGUUUUUCCUGGUGGCCUGCGAUCGUGGUGUCCCACAGAGCCACGGCCAAGCGCCAGGCGGUCUCAGGCAUGCGGUGGGUGCAGUGGUUUGGAGACGGGAAAUUCUCUGAGGUUUCUGCAGACAAACUGGUGGGACUGAUGGCCUUUAGGCAGCAUUUCAAUUCCUCCACGUUCAACAAGCUGGUGUCCUACCGCCGUGCCAUUUACCACGCUCUGGAGGUUGCCCGGAGCCGGUCAGGGAAGACAUUUACAACUGGCCCCAGGGAGUCACUGGAGGAGCAGCUGAAGCCCAUGAUUGACUGGGCAAUCACUGGCUUCAAACCCCUGGGGCUCAAGGGACUGCGGCCACCCAAAGGCUCAGAGAAUGGGGUGCUGAGGAAUGGGACAGAGGAGGUGGUGUCCCUUGAACAGUGUCCCCCCACCAAGAGGCUGAAAACCUACCCCUGCAACAACAGCAAGGAGCAGCGUGUGGAAGAGGACCAGACCCGAGAGCAAAUGGUUUCCGAAGUUACGAACAACAGCGGGAAGCUGGAAGACAGCUGCUUGUCCUGUGGGAGGAAAAACCCGGCCACCUUCCACCCACUGUUCAAGGGGGGCCUCUGCCAGACCUGCAGGGAUAGAUUCCUGGAGUACUUCUACAUGUAUGAUGAAGAUGGGUACCAGUCCUACUGCACCGUCUGCUGUGCAGGCAAGGAGCUGCUGCUCUGCAGCAACACCAGCUGCUGCAGGUGCUUCUGUGUGGAGUGUCUGGACGUGCUGGUGGGGCGAGGGACAUCAUCCAGAGUGAAGGAGCAGGAGCCCUGGAACUGCUACAUGUGCCAGCCCCAGCAGAACCGCGGCGUGCUGCAGCGCCGGCAGGACUGGAACACUCGCCUGCAGGACUUCUUCACCAGUGACAAGGGACAGGAAUACGCUGCACCCAAAAUCUACCCAACAGUUCCUCCAGCGAAGAGGAGACCAAUUCGAGUGCUCUCGUUGUUCGACGGGGUGGCAACAGGACAUCCAGGAGCGGCCACAUCGAGUGGUGCUGACGAAGGAGAUUCAGAGGCUAAAGAGAGCAGGACUGCGACCUCAGCCCUCUGUCCGUUGGCAGGGUACACGGUGCUGAAGGACUUGGGCAUCCAAGUGGAGAAGUACAUUGCCUCAGAGAUCUGUGAGAACCCCAUGGCCAAGAGCACCGUGCGGCCCGAGGGCAACAUCACCUAUGUGCACGAUGUCAGGAACAUAACCAAGAGACAUAUUGAGGAGUGGGGUCCUUUUGACCUGGUGAUCGGUGGAAGCCCCUGUGACGACGUCUCCCUUGUCAAUCCGACCAGGAAGGCGCUCUUUGAAGGAACCGGGAGGCUGUUCUUCGAGUUCUACCACCUGCUCAACUACGCUCGUCCCAAGGCGGGCGAGGAGCGGCCCUUCUUCUGGAUGUUUGAGAAUGUGGUGGCCAUGAGGCUCAACGACAAGAGGGACAUUUCCCGGUUUCUGGAGUGUAACCCAGUUAUGAUUGAUGCGAUCAAGAUAUCAGCUGCCCACCGAGCUCGUUACUUCUGGGGCAACCUCCCUGGGAUGGACAGGAUCUUUGGCUUCCCCCUCCCCUACACAGAAGUCUCCAACAUCAGCCGUGGCACUCGCCAGAAGCUGCUGGGGGGAUCGUGGAACGUCCCUGUGAUCCGGCACCUCUUCUCCCCACUCAAGGAUUACUUUGCCUGUGAAUAGCAAACUGGAGGUUCCCUCAUCUCUCUGGUAAAGAGGCACAGCACCGCUG
Molecule: messenger RNA, 2401 nt
Organism: Ficedula albicollis (Collared flycatcher)
Lineage: Eukaryota; Metazoa; Chordata; Aves; Passeriformes; Muscicapidae
Gene: DNMT3B
Product: DNA (cytosine-5-)-methyltransferase 3 beta
Exons: 19
Coding region: 1-2352 (783 amino acids)
Biological process (GO): negative regulation of transcription by RNA polymerase II
Cellular component (GO): nucleus
Molecular function (GO): DNA (cytosine-5-)-methyltransferase activity, acting on CpG substrates; DNA binding
Source: RefSeq, a predicted model, not a curated record